This is a messenger RNA of Funneliformis mosseae, 315 nucleotides long. Lineage: Eukaryota; Fungi; Glomeromycota; Glomeromycetes; Glomerales; Glomeraceae. The record is from the annotation of a GenBank genome assembly.
AUGAUAGGAAACAUUACAAGAGUUAAUUCUGCACCCUUGGGGCUUCGUAAUUCUGAUAUUUAUUUAAUGGAUAUUAGAAACUUUACAUGGGUGAAUUUAUUUGAUAUAUUUGAAUAUAAAAUCGAUACACGUAAAAAAUAUGUAAAGAAAAUAGUAAUUGCAGUAAUUUGUUCAAUGAUAAGUAUUGGUAUUCUUUCAAUUUGUGGAGUAUUACUUUAUAGAUGGCAAAAAUUCAGAAGAGUAAACCAUACGUUUGAACAAAAGAAUAAUCAGCAUUUACCAGAUGCAGUUAUAAGUAAUCCAAAUAAUAACUAA